GUCUUUUAUUUCAAUGAUCGUUGGCAACACUGUUUAUUUACAAAUAUCAUAGUUACAUAACCUCAAUCAUUAGAUCGAUUUGGAAUUGUUCUAAACAAUUAAAAAUAUGAAUUUAGAUUUCCGUGAACUGAAGGUUCCGGACUCCUCGUCGCACACCACAAAACCUUCCUGCAUUUCGGCAAUUCAUCUAUGGUUGGUGACCCAAGUCGAACGGAACGAUGACGACUUUAGCCUGGGCGAAGCCCUCCAAUCGUACCAUCCGCUGUUGGAGCACGUAUUCACAUAUUUGGACAAGGCGAGCUUGCAGUGCGCCCGUUGUACGUGCACGAUAUGGAACGAGCUGGCCACGAAGGAGUUGAACAAACGAAUUUCGCCGUCGUGGAUCGCGUUCUACCCUAACGGCCGUUUGACAUGCAGCAGAGGGUUCAGUUAUACGAAUGUGUCUUUCGGAAUAUUCGCGUACAAUCCGAAGCUGGUCAAAUUGGACGGAACGCUGUGCGUGCACGGUUUGUCGGACGAAACGAAGAUGAGCGUUGCAGAGUACUUUGAGUCGAUUACCGAGGCGCGACUGCGCUAUUGCGUAAUAGCGUGCCCGUCUUUGACACCGAUCGUACCGUCGACCAGCGCCGACCAGCUCGCGGUCGGCUUUCAGGGUCUAUUCGUUCCACGCAUUCCGCACGUUGAGACGCACAUGUUCCGGUCGAACGCGAAGUCCGCACCGACGUUCAGGUCCGGAGCGGCGCCCAGACUGCGCGUGAAGUGUUGCAUUAUAUUCAGCGGAAGUACGGUACGUUUACUCGAACCGUUUCUGCGCGCCUAUCUCGCUGCGGAGAGGCCGGAAAGCGUUGCGCUCGGCGGCGGCUUCAUUUACAAUAAAAAAUCGCUCCAAAUGCCGGAAGGCGAACGGUUCAAAGACUCGGAAAUCUUUUGCAUGGCGUUCCUGCAAGCCGACGGCGCCGAAGCAAACUUCGCUGCCCAUUCGGUUGUCAUCGUGAACGAAACGGAAGACGAAGUUGGAUUCGUCAACGAAUUAGUUCAGUUUAAGGAGGGACUAGUGCUUCACAAGUACGGAGUCCUCUUCCGAUUUUGCUGCAAGGCGAAAACGUGGAAAGUCGACGAGAGCGACAUCAUCAGGCGCCACUUCCCCGACUUCGUCCUGUACGGAAUGGACGUCAACGGCGAAAUCGGGUGGAACACGGGCAACGGUUCCACCACCACCGAAGAACUACCUUCGGCAAAAAAGAGACGCAAGAAAGACCUGCCGCCGUACGUCUACGGCUGGUCGACCGUUCUUGUACUACUAACGUGGAAUAAAAAAUGAGCCGUCGCUAAA
Messenger RNA from Photinus pyralis (common eastern firefly), 1333 nucleotides. RefSeq lists its product as uncharacterized. NCBI's taxonomy places the organism in Eukaryota, Metazoa, Arthropoda, Insecta, Coleoptera, Lampyridae. The coding region runs from base 107 to 1321 and encodes 404 amino acids. The transcript is spliced from 4 exons. The record is from RefSeq and is a predicted model, not a curated record. Gene Ontology annotation, molecular function: protein binding.